AUGCGCUCGUGGCCGGUCCACUACGUGUACCUAGUAGCAGUCAGCGAUGUGGCUGGUGGCGCCGAGCAGCAGGUGCUUGACAUUGUUGUGCGGUAUACAUCACCCGAGCUGUCGACGAUUCUGAUCGCAAAGUACGAGACGCAUCCUGCCGACUACCAAGUGCACGCCGAAGAGCUCGCACAUUUCGCGCGGGCGAUCGAGAUGAAAGCUCGACCGAAACGCUUUAUCGAAAAGGAGGUCUUCGCAUACGUGGAUGAUUCCACGCCGCGAAAGGAAUCGCGUACCUGCUACGGAUGUGGCAAGAUGGGAUGUGUUAAAGCCGAAUGUCAUAGCAGGAGGACUGGCGACAAAAAUAGCAGCCGUCGCGGUAAGAGCGGCGGCAACACUGUGCUUGCGAUUGGCGAAGGCAUCGGCAAAAAAGACGAGCGUCGUGCCAAGUGUAACCUGACACUGGCAAAUAUUAGUGACAGUGACGAAGAAAGCGACGACUAA
Peronospora matthiolae is the source of this 492-nucleotide messenger RNA. The record is from the annotation of a GenBank genome assembly. NCBI's taxonomy places the organism in Eukaryota, Oomycota, Peronosporomycetes, Peronosporales, Peronosporaceae.